UAUUUUUCGUUUAUUGACAGAGGCACCCGACGUCUAUAUCACUUCAAUAUUAUUAUAAUAACUUAGAAUGUCGUUGAACACAGAUAACUCUUGAACGUACAUUUCAGGCGUAACGUUACAUCGAUAACAGUGAGAGAAUAGUGAGAAGAAAUGCUGUCUGCAGCUGUCCAAAUGCUGGACCUGCUGGACACCCAUGUCAGCCUGGUGCUGCUGUUACUCCUGCUCCUCACCUACUACUACUCCAGACGUCCCCGCAACCUCCCGCCUGGACCCUGGAGCUGGCCUGUCGUGGGGAGCCUGCCGAGCCUCGCAUGGAGCAAGAAUCUCCAUCUGGAUUUCAUGGAAUGGCAGAAGAAAUAUGGACCCGUCACGUACUUCCGCAUGGGAAUGCUGGAUGCUGUGGUGCUCGGGGGUUAUGACACCAUCCGACAGGCCCUGGUCAAGCAGUCUGACGUGUUCUCCAGCAGACCUGCACAUCUGGAGGUCCUGAACAAGAUCUCCAACAAGAAAGGUAUCGUCUUGGCCCCUUCCGGUCCGCUCUGGAAGGAGCAACGAAAGUUCGCCCUGACAACUCUGAGGAGUUUCGGCUUCGGGAAGCGAAGUCUGGAGGUCCACAUCUCGGAGGAGUCCGCGGCCUUGCGCCAAGAGAUCUGCAACAUGGGCGACAAGCCGUUCCACAUCACCAGACUUCUGCAGAAGGCUACCACCAACAUCAUCUGCUCGCUGGUCUUCGCACGUCGCUUCGAGUACGACAACCCGCAGUUCUUACAGAUCAUGCAGGACUUUGAUGACAUCGCCGGAACCAACUUUCUAACCAUGCCUGAGAACAUCUUCCCUUUCCUCACAUACGUCCUGGACAGUGGGAACAAAGCGAUUGAGGUGUCACAGCGGCCGAUCGACUUUGUCCGAGCUCAGAUCAAGGAGCAUCAGCGAACCCUUGACCCGAACGACAUCCGUGACUUCAUCGACGCCUAUCUGCUAGAGAUGAAGGCCCAGGACCAGAGUGAGACGACCUUCACCGAAGAGCAGUUGAUUCAAACAGUGACUGACUUGUUCCUAGCGGGCACCGAAACUACGUCCACCACCCUGCUGUGGGCAAGCUUGUUGAUGAUAUUGAACCCGGAUAUUCAGCAAAAGGUACAGGAGGAGAUUGACAGCGUGCUCGGACAGGGACAGACCCCGUCCAUGUCUCACCGUGACCAGCUGCCCUACACGCAGGCCGUCCUGACGGAGGUCGCCAGGUUUGCGACCAUCGUUCCCCUGAACGUGCCUCACACCACAACCGAGGACACCACCCUGAACGGGUACCACAUUCCCAAGCAGACGAUGGUGAUCCCCAGUAUCUGGUCAGUCCAUCACGACGAGAAGCUGUUUCCUCAGCACGACAAGUUCGACCCCAGCCGCUUCCUGGACGAGAAGGGACAGUACAAGAAGGAUGACCACGUCAUGCCCUUUUCCGCAGGACCGCGCAUCUGCUUGGGUGAACAGUUGGCCAGGAUGGAGCUCUUCCUGUUCUUCACGUCGCUCAUGCAGCACUUCACCUUCAAGAUCCCAAAGGGCGCUCCUACACCGUCUCUGGUGGGACGUAUCGCAGCCACACACGCCCCAGAGCCUUUCGACAUAGUCGCAGUGAUCCGCGACUAAAACAUGCUGCCACAGAGGAGGUUCUGUGCUUAUAACGUGUUUUUGGUCUUCAAAAAAAUGAUAACUGGGAAUAU
Molecule: messenger RNA, 1718 nt
Organism: Branchiostoma belcheri (Belcher's lancelet)
Lineage: Eukaryota; Metazoa; Chordata; Leptocardii; Amphioxiformes; Branchiostomatidae
Product: cytochrome P450 2C15-like
Exons: 8
Coding region: 151-1644 (497 amino acids)
Biological process (GO): xenobiotic metabolic process
Cellular component (GO): intracellular membrane-bounded organelle; cytoplasm
Molecular function (GO): oxidoreductase activity, acting on paired donors, with incorporation or reduction of molecular oxygen, reduced flavin or flavoprotein as one donor, and incorporation of one atom of oxygen; heme binding; iron ion binding
Source: RefSeq, a predicted model, not a curated record